Erigeron canadensis is the source of this 1644-nucleotide messenger RNA. RefSeq names its product low affinity inorganic phosphate transporter 4-like. The record is from RefSeq and is a predicted model, not a curated record. The transcript has a single exon. Gene Ontology annotation, molecular function: transmembrane transporter activity. Gene Ontology annotation, biological process: transmembrane transport. NCBI's taxonomy places the organism in Eukaryota, Viridiplantae, Streptophyta, Magnoliopsida, Asterales, Asteraceae. Bases 1 to 1581 code for a protein of 526 amino acids. Gene Ontology annotation, cellular component: membrane.
AUGGCCACGAAUAAUCUAUCAGUACUUCAAGCACUAGAUUCGGCUAAAACGCAAUGGUACCACGCGAAAGCCAUUGUGAUAGCCGGAAUGGGUUUCUUCACUGAUGCUUACGAUCUCUUCGUGAUAUCUACGGUCACUAAGCUCUUGGGUCGCCUAUACUACCAAAGUGAUGGUAAACACCCCGCAAAAUUGCCCACGAAUGUCAAUAACGCAGUGAUCGGGGUAGCUCUUGUUGGAACUCUAUUAGGACAACUAGUAUUCGGAUGGCUUGGAGACAAACUCGGCCGUAAGAAGGUUUACGGUAUAACCUUGGUUAUGAUGGCACUUUGUGCCAUAUGUUCUGGUUUGUCAUUUGGUUCGAGUGCAAAAUCUGUCAUUACCACUCUUUGUUUCUUUCGUUUCUGGCUUGGUUUUGGGAUUGGAGGUGACUACCCACUCUCAGCCACCAUCAUGUCCGAAUAUGCCAACAAGAGUACCCGUGGGGCCUUUAUUGCUGCAGUUUUUGCUAUGCAAGGAGUAGGAAUCAUUUUCGCGGGUUUUGUUUCCAUGACAGUGUCUCACUUUUUCCUGAUAGCCAACCGCGCACCAUCAUUCAACGAGAACCAUGUCCUUUCAGUGCAGCCGAAUGCUGAUUACGCAUGGAGGAUUGUUCUGAUGCUAGGAGCUCUUCCGGCUCUCUUGACAUACUACUGGCGUAUCAAGAUGCCAGAAACAGGAAGGUACACGGCAGUUAUUGAAGGAAACGCGAAACAAGCAGCGGCUGAUAUGGGCCGGGUCUUGGAUAUUGAAAUCCAAGCUGAACAAGAUAAAUUGGCUGCUUUUAAGGCGAAAAAUGACUACCCUAUAUGGUCUCAAAAGUUCGUUGAGAGACAUGGACUUCACUUGAUUGGGACAACAACCACCUGGUUCUUGUUGGACAUUGCAUUUUACAGUCAGAACCUGACACAAAAAGACAUCUUUCCAGUGAUGCAUUUAACUGAUAAAGCCGAGGAAGUUAGUGCACUGGGAGAAAUGUUCCAGAUCUCACGAGCCAUGUUGGUAGUUGCCAUGUUUGGAACGUUUCCAGGUUACUGGUUCACCGUUGCGUUUAUUGAAAAACUCGGACGGUUCAAUAUCCAACUUAUGGGGUUCUUCAUGAUGUCCAUAUUCAUGUUUAUAGUUGGAAUCAAGUACGAAGAUCUAGCAACCGAAAAGAACCGAUAUGUGUUUGCUACUCUUUACGGACUGACCUUCUUCUUUGCAAAUUUCGGGCCUAACAGUACAACCUUUGUUUUACCCGCAGAAUUGUUUCCAACCAGAGUGAGAUCCACUUGCCAUGCUUUGAGCGCUGCAUCGGGUAAGGCAGGGGCAAUUGUGAGUGCUUUCGCGAUUCAAAAAUACACUGUGAACGGGGAAAAGAAAAAAAUCAGGACAGCGAUAAUCAUCAUGGCAGUGACUAAUAUGUUGGGGUUCUUAUUUACAUUUUUGGUUACCGAAACGAAAGGGCGGUCUUUGGAAGAGAUUUCCGGUGAAGAUGGAGGCAAAGACACCCCGGAGAUGGAAAUGAAUAAUAGAGAAGAUAGCCAUGUCCAAGAAAGUUGAGGGUAUUCCAACCUAAAUGCUUAAUUGUCAUGAAUUACUAUGUUUGUUUGUCAAAAUAAUUGC